AUGGCACACGGACCAAACGACGAGAACACUCACUCAACGGUAGAUACGGGUCAUCCGACGGCGUUCACCUAUUUCAAGGUGGCGAUGAUACUGGCGGCCCUAACGGCCGUCGAGGUCGGCGUCUUCUACGUGGAGGGUCUGAGACACGCCAUCAUCCCCGUCUUGGUGGUGCUGUCGGGCACGAAGUUCGCGCUCGUCGCCAUGUUCUACAUGCACCUACGCUACGACGCCAAGCUCUUUUCGGGGCUGUUUGUCGGCGGCUCGGGCUGGCCUUCGGGGAGGCGGUUGGAGGAUAAGGUGGAAGAGUCCAUUCGUCCAAUCUGGACACACUGGCACGGCCACGUAGAAGUGGUGCUCGGUCUUGCGCUGCUGGAGGGGGCGUACCUAUUCGGUGUUGGGCCCCUGCGUGAGCGCUGGAACCUCGCCGAUGAAGUUGACCCGAAGAAGAUAGCGACGUUCACGGCCGGAGUGCUGGUCAUCUUCUUCUCGUUGCUCUCGCCCCUUCAUAUCCUGGGCGACCACUACCUGUUCAGCGCCCACAUGACGCAGCACGUGCUGUUGACGCUGGUGGCGCCGCCGCUGCUCAUACUCGGCACACCGGACUGGCUGAUCCGUCCGUUGCUGCGGCCCAACCUCAGCUUCUACGUGUGGCGGUUCGUCACGCGCCCGGUAGUGGCGGUGCUCGUGUUCAACCUGGUAUUCGCGCUGUGGCAUGUCCCCGACCUGUACAACCUGUCCGUGACGGUCCACGCCGUUCAUGUUACCGAGCACCUGUUGUUCAUCGGGGCGGCUAUGCUGAUGUGGUGGCCGCUAACAAGCUCGAUGCCGGAGCUGCCUCGUCUGCCGUACUCGCUGCAGAUGGUCUACCUGUUCGUUCUUUCGAUAACCCAGAUAUUCGUGUUUGUGUUCGUGACAUUCUCCAAGCAGCCGCUGUAUGAGUGGUACGUCAAGGCCCCGCAGAUCUGGGUGAUCUCCCCCUUGGUGGACCAGCAGAUCGGGGGCAUCAUCAUGAAGGUCGGCGGCAGCAUCCUGUUCCUGACCCUAAUCGUCGUCGCCUUCUUCAAGUGGUACAACGAUGAGGAGCGCCGCACGAAGGACGAGAAACGGCGAAGAGGACCACGAAUGAAUACGGAAAAACGUCGAUUUUGGGACGCGAUCUGGAUACCCGCCGCCGCCGUGUUCUCCGUGGGCCUGUACGCGCUUGGAAUGGGCGCGAUAUUCACGACCAUUUACGUGAACACCGCCCUGAAGGCUUGGGGAGUCAUUAUCUUGGGAGUCAUGCUCGUGGUGGGAGUUCCCCUCGUCGCCGCCUAUCUCGAACGGAAGAUGGGCAGCUAG
Geodia barretti is the source of this 1338-nucleotide messenger RNA. The record is from the annotation of a GenBank genome assembly. NCBI's taxonomy places the organism in Eukaryota, Metazoa, Porifera, Demospongiae, Tetractinellida, Geodiidae.